Trichogramma pretiosum is the source of this 2011-nucleotide messenger RNA. Its product is annotated as mini-chromosome maintenance complex-binding protein. The transcript has 8 exons. The record is from RefSeq and is a predicted model, not a curated record. Gene Ontology annotation, biological process: DNA-templated DNA replication. The coding region runs from base 169 to 1923 and encodes 584 amino acids. Gene Ontology annotation, molecular function: chromatin binding. Lineage: Eukaryota; Metazoa; Arthropoda; Insecta; Hymenoptera; Trichogrammatidae.
CUGUUUACUUUUAUAGUCUUGCCUGCUGAGCGAUUGUUUGAAUUUUCGUUAUCCUGUACUGCUAUUGCUUAUCAACUGAUUUGUUCUUGUUAUCUAGAUAAUUAUUAUCGUCCUUGUAAAUUCGUGAAAGAAUAAAUUUUUAAAAAAUAAUCCAUUUUACUCCUAAAAAUGAAAAUAAAUCCAAAAGACUGGACGAUAGAAUAUUUUCUUUCAAACGAAAGUGAAUGUGAAAAAAUUUUAGAAAACAUCGAUACUUUGUUUGAAAUUCCUUCACUAAAUAAUGGAUCUUUGGAUAAUUUCAAAAAUGGUCAACUUGUCAGAUUUCAAGGAAUGAUUCAAGAUAUGCGUAAUCCGGAGUUUUUUUUCAAAAAAUACAAAAUUACCAAUAAGAAAACUGGUGAAAAUACCACUAAAAGUGGUAUGUAUAGUGAUGAAGCAAAAUGUGAGAUGAAUGAAAAUAUUUUAUUUGAUGAUGAAAGUAAUGAAAAUGCUGAAAGACAAACUUGGAUAGUUGUUUCCAUUCCUGGAUUAAAUGAUUGGGCUAAGGAUAAGCAUACAUACAGUUCCAGCCAAGUUAUCGAUGAACCAAUGGCAAUAAGUAAGUCAAUUAAGAGACCUUUAGAAGAAGCUUUUGAAUCAAUGGAUUGCUCUGAUUCUGUUAAAAAAAAAGAAAAAAAACAUGAAAAUACUGAAGGAGCUGGUCCAUCUCAUUCUACAGAAAUUGAUAUAAAAAAUGAAACUGCAAAACUUGUUUCGAAAGAUCAUCUAUUAAAUAUGCCGAUUCCAAGUAAAGAUGGAAAAGCUUGCAUUGUAAAAGUGUACAAUGAUUCUUCAUAUAAACUUAAUCAAGUAAUUCAUAUUGUUGGUUUUUUAUCUUUGGAUCCGGAUCUGAGUAGCGUUAAUGAUGAUGAAGGAAUGUUAGAUAUAGAAAGACAAACAUUACAUCCACCAGCAACAAUUGUUCCACGAUUACAUGCUAUUAAAAUAGUUGAUGAAAUUAAUAAAUUUAUUGUUAAUCCUGUACAUAUACUCCCAAAAGCAGAAAAAAUUAGAGGGGACUUGAAAAUAUUGCUUAGUCCAUUGCUCUUUGGUGAUGAAGUUGCUGCUGAUUAUCUUAUUUGUCAUUUGAUUUCCUCAGUAUAUGUAAGAAAAGAGUGCAUGUGCCUUGGAACUUACCCAAUAAAUAUAUCUCACUUUCCUGAACAAUUCAUGAACUUCAAACAAGAUUUUUAUGAUAUUUUAAAAGAAAUACUUAUAAAAAGUCAUUUAUUUGAGAUAACUUUAGAAAGUCUCAAUGAUACGAGUCUGAUACCAAAGAAAGAUUAUGAUUGUAACAGAUUAACCAGUGGUUUGCUGCAACUCAGUAAAAAUACACAUUUGAUUCUAGAUGAAACUAAUUUAACAACUGGAGAAAUCACAGCUACUGGGAGACAGAAUUACAAUGCCAUAAAUGAAAUCAUGCAGUUUCAAAGACUGGCAUAUGAUUUUAAAUUUUACAAUAUGGAAUAUGACACAGAUAUACCGAUUUUAAUUUUAUCUGAUGUGAAAUCAUUUAUUCCUUGUCACAUACAAAUCAAAUUGCAACCUGAUCCAGAUACAGUUAAAUGUUAUCCUCAAGUCCUUGAAGCAGCAAAGCAAUAUUUGAAAGAUGAAAACAAAUUAAGUGAUAUAAGGCAGUAUGUUAAUUCUUUGAAAAAUGUUCAAUUUGAAUUUUCAGAAGACACAGUGAAGCUUAUUCAAGAAGAUUUUGUUGAAAUGAGACAAGCCAAUAAAAAUAUUUCUGCAAAUGAUUUGAAUUGGCUAAUGGUACUCUCUAGAUUAAUGUCUAUUUCUCAUGGCCAUAAUGCACUGAAACCCGAAUUGUGGAAGAGGAGUAAACAAAUGGAAAAAGAAAGAUUGAGUCGGCUGUCAAAACAUCCAUAGGACAUUAUUACAUAUAUUUUGUAAACUUAAGUAUUAGUUUUGUAUUGUAUUUUUGAUACCUUGAACUUAAUGAAAACAACAAUCCUAA